This is a messenger RNA of Lathyrus oleraceus (garden pea), 1040 nucleotides long. RefSeq lists its product as uncharacterized. Bases 140 to 676 code for a protein of 178 amino acids. The transcript is spliced from 3 exons. Lineage: Eukaryota; Viridiplantae; Streptophyta; Magnoliopsida; Fabales; Fabaceae. The record is from RefSeq and is a predicted model, not a curated record.
UUUGUUAAACUUUCCUACUCCACUAAUCUGCCAACACUGUUUUUCUAUCACUUUCUCUUCUGUCCCUCUCUAUAAAUUCCAUUACUACACCUCCAUCACCACUUUGGCCCUUUCCGUAGAGACCAAAACAACAAACAUCAUGGUAGGACAGUUGACAGCAACAAAACCAAGUCGAAGCGACGAGGUUUUAGAUUUCAAUGAGCAAAUCAGAAUCACAAAUCAAAUCAAAGCACAAUUCGACGCUUUAACUCCUAAACGACCCAUCAAACCCAACAGAAGCGAACCCGAAACUCAAAACACCGUCAACUCCUCCACUCUCUCUUCACACAACAUACCAGAGCUUGAAAAACUUCAAUCUCUUCAAUCUAACUCUCAGGUUUUUCCUUCUUCGCAUGGAGCAGUGGAUGGACAAGAUGAGUUUGUGGAAACUCAGUAUUACAAAGAGUUGUUGUCGAUUGACAAACAGCAUCAUGCGACAGGAAGCGGGUUUAUAAAAGUGGUUAGAGAAGGAAGUGGAAGUGGAUAUGAGAUUCAGUUACCUAUAAACCAUGAUGGUGAAACACAAAUUAGAGGCUAUAAAAGUAACCCUGCCACUAAUGACUGGGUUCCCAGCCUUGAUCAACAUCAUCGUCAGGAUUUCAUGUCGUUGAAGCCGAACAGGAGCGAGAGCACUUAGAUCUGUUUAUUGUGUUUGGUCGUUUGGUCACGUUGUGAUUUGGUGGGUGGGACUUGUAAGACAUACUCUAUGCUAUUAAUGUUACUAUAAUAAUAUGAAGGAGUUUCGUAUAGUGCUAUAAUUUUCUUGAUAUCACUGCAUUUUCAACGCCUAAAUUAUAUUUUUGAUCAAAUUUAGUUGAAGUAUGAACAAUGAAAUAGUUGUGUGCGUCAUUCAAGCAUAUUUUCGAGGAGGCAAAUAUACUGCUCUCUUUAUUUUAAUGUUAGCUAAAAAUAAGUGUAUCCAAAUGUAAUUGGAUCCCAUGGGAGUGGUUUGUAAUUAACUUUGUAAGAAUUAAUUUCAUUUCAAGUUUUUUUUGUUUGAA